Molecule: messenger RNA, 675 nt
Organism: Prunus armeniaca (apricot)
Lineage: Eukaryota; Viridiplantae; Streptophyta; Magnoliopsida; Rosales; Rosaceae
Source: the annotation of a GenBank genome assembly
AUGGAAGAAGAUGUGAAGCUAAUAGGGUUUUGGCCAAGCCCAUAUGUUUACAGAGUGAUAUGGGCUCUAAAGCUCAAGGGUGUGAAAUAUGAGUACAUAGAAGAAGACCUUUCAAACAAGAGUGAAUUGCUUUUGCAGCUCAACCCAGUUCACAAGAAGGUCCCGGUGCUUGUUCAUCGCGGCAAACCGAUUGCUGAGUCCCCUGUCAUCCUUGAAUACAUCGAAGAAACUUGGCCGGGGAAUUAUCGUCUGCUGCCUCAAGAUGCUCACGAAAGAGCCUCCGCGCGGUUUUGGAUCCAAUUUUAUGUGUAUCAGGUUCCCAUUUUUGGUGCAUUCUUCGGAUUAAGUGCCGGGGAAGAGCGAGAAAAGACAAUAAAAGCAGUAUUGGAAACCCUGAAAAUAUUGGAAGAGCAAAGCCUCGGAGACAAGAAGUUUUUUGGGGGUGAAACUAUAAGCUUGGUAGACAUAACACAUGGUUGGUUGCCUCACUGGUUUGAGGCCAUUGAAGAAAUGGUUGGUGUCAAGGUUCUGGAGGCAAGCACUUUGCCUCGGCUGCAUGCAUGGGUUCAGAAUUUCAAGCAAGUUCCUGUGAUCAAAGACAACCUUCCUGACUACCAAAAAUUGCUGGCCCAUAUGACACGCCUGAGGAAAUCUCGUGUCCCUGAUCAAGUCUGA